Molecule: messenger RNA, 1304 nt
Organism: Amorphotheca resinae ATCC 22711
Lineage: Eukaryota; Fungi; Ascomycota; Leotiomycetes; Helotiales; Amorphothecaceae
Exons: 1
Coding region: 1-1221 (406 amino acids)
Biological process (GO): ribosome biogenesis; endonucleolytic cleavage of tricistronic rRNA transcript (SSU-rRNA, 5.8S rRNA, LSU-rRNA)
Cellular component (GO): nucleolus
Molecular function (GO): RNA endonuclease activity
Source: RefSeq, a predicted model, not a curated record
AUGGCGGCUCCUCAUCCUGAGUACCUCCGCUUUACCACCCACAGAUCACUAACCCACCGUCUUGUGCUCUCAACCCUUACCGGUCGCCCUGUGCACAUCUCUCAAAUCCGGUCUUCCUCUCCAACGCAGACAGGUCUUGCGCCUCACGAAAUAUCCUUCCUGCGCCUCCUCGAAUCCAUAACCAAUGGAUCCUCCAUUCAAAUUUCUUAUACGGGUACGACCCUCACCUAUUCUCCUGGCUUGAUCACAGGUAGUGUGGAGGGGUUAGGAGCAUCUGGAGGGGUCGUCAAGUGCAUAUUACCAGAAACGAUCAGGAGGGGCGUGAGCUGGUUUUUAAUACCAUUAUGUAUUCUUGCACCAUUUUCAAAGGCGCCGGUGAACGUGAGGUUCGAGGGCGACGGCGUCAUCACGAGCGCGACAGAAACGGGCGAUAUAAGCGUGGACAGCGUACGGACGGCCAUCCUACCUCUGUACGAGAAAUUCGGGAUCCUGUCCUCGAAGCUGGAGCUCCGGGUUCUUCAAAGAUCAUGUGCAGGACCAGGCGGCAAGGGUGGCGGAGGGAUCGUGGAGUUGCGAUUCGGCUCCCAAGUGAGGUUACCGAAGACGGUGCAUAUGAAUCGCAGCCCAGGCCGCGUUAGGAGGAUAAGAGGCGUCGCGUAUUCCACGGGCGUGUCGGCAAGCAAUAAUGCGAGGAUGAUACACACUGCUAGGGGCAUCUUGAAUCCGCUGGUUAAUGAUAUCCAUGUGGCCGCGCAAUAUGAUCAGGCGCCGCUGGUGUCGAGCCGGGACAAGUCAGAUCCUGGUGCGAAGAAGAGAACGGGGAUUGGCUUUGGACUGUGUCUGGUUGCGGAGAGUAGUGUGGAUGGUGUGUUGUAUUCAGCAGAUGUGGUGGCACCGAGUUCAGGAGGAGUCACUCCAGAGGAUAUUGGAAAGCAGUGUGCUUAUCAGUUAUUGGAGAUCAUCUCCCAAGGAGGAUGUGUGACGAGAGUCGGUGCUGCGACUGUAUUGACGCUGAUGGCUAUGGGUUCGGAAGAUGUUGGAAGAUUAAGGUUAGGGAGGGACGUGAUAGGAACGGAGGAUGUGGUAGGGCUUGGUAGAGAUCUCAAAAUGUUUGGAGCUAGCAAUUGGGGUUUGAGAGAUGUGGAUGAGGAUGAUAGUACAGACAUAAUAGUCAGUGUCAAAGGCACUGGAGUGGGCAAUAUAGGAAAGAAGAUAGCAUAAUUCAGCACUUCUAAAGAGUAUCCAACCUUAACUUGGACGGGGUUGUGAAUUCAGUUUAGUUUUAUUACUCAUAACCAAUACAG